CUGCAUGGGGUCUAAAAUCAGUGUUCCAGUGCAGGACAUGAGGACGCCGAUUCUCUCCAGUUUCUGCGGUAACCGGUCCUGAGGAAAGACCUCAGGCCUGUAUUCGUGGAUGUACGCAAUGCAACAAAUAUGCGGUCUCCUCCUCACACUUUUGUUUGCUGAGACAGUUGCUGAAAAAAAGUACUGUUGGUACUUUGAAGGAGAUUAUCCUGUAUACUUCAUAUGCAAGGCAUAUGAGGACUGCUGUGGCACAGAAUGCUGCGUUCGAGCUCUUGCUGUUCAGAGAAUAUGGUAUUUCUGGUUACUGCUGAUUAUUGCUAUUUUAUGCUGCUGCAGCACUGGCUACUUCAUCCGCAGACGGGCCCACCCUUACUCUCCAUCCGACAGGCCUGAGUUUACUGUGGCCUUCAGCAGAAACCCCAUCAUAACACCAGGCCUGCGUCAGCCUGGCUUUCACAGUUAUGGAGACUCAGAGACCGCAGUCAUUUCCACUGUCUUCCCUGCAGUGACUGCGCUAUCCUACUACAGCCAGACUCCUCAUUCUCAUCCUCCUCCUCCUUCAUAUGAGCAGGUCAUGCAGGAUUCACAGAAGAAAUAACAAUAUCAGCAGGAGAACACUGAGUCCUGAGGAUCAACCCUACAGCACUGUGACCUUUACUUACAUGCCUUCAAGACACUGAAGCAGCUCAACAGCUCAGACGAGACUGGAGGAAACAAACCGGAACAAAUGUAAAUAUAAACAAAAAGAGAAAGAUUAAAAUGGCUUCCAUUUUUUUUGUCAGCAUAGAAAACCAAAAGGUUUAAAAGUUCAAAAGGUUAAAGUUCCUCUUUUGGGAAUAGUGUUCCUAAACUUAUAGCUUAAGUAACA
This is a messenger RNA of Danio aesculapii, 868 nucleotides long. RefSeq names its product VOPP1 WW domain binding protein a (gene vopp1a). The record is from RefSeq and is a predicted model, not a curated record. The coding region runs from base 110 to 598 and encodes 162 amino acids. The transcript is spliced from 5 exons. NCBI's taxonomy places the organism in Eukaryota, Metazoa, Chordata, Actinopteri, Cypriniformes, Danionidae. Gene Ontology annotation, cellular component: cytoplasmic vesicle membrane.